This is a messenger RNA of Carica papaya (papaya), 1021 nucleotides long. It is a transcript of the gene ATOEP16-4, whose product is annotated as Mitochondrial import inner membrane translocase subunit Tim17/Tim22/Tim23 family protein. Gene Ontology annotation, cellular component: TIM22 mitochondrial import inner membrane insertion complex. The record is from RefSeq and is a predicted model, not a curated record. Gene Ontology annotation, molecular function: transmembrane protein transporter activity. NCBI's taxonomy places the organism in Eukaryota, Viridiplantae, Streptophyta, Magnoliopsida, Brassicales, Caricaceae. Gene Ontology annotation, biological process: protein insertion into mitochondrial inner membrane.
GUCCAAUUCUACGUCCCCCUUUCUGGCUUCCUCCCGAAGGGAAGUGAAAUUACAGGAAGAAGAUGGAGGAAGAGCUCUACGGAAACAUACCCUGUUCCUCCCUCGCGGUGGAAUCCAUAAUUCGUGUAGGCACGGCCGGUGCUAUCUGGGGACUCUGCACAGGACCACGCGAGGCUCGUAGCAGGGGUCUAACUGGCGUCUCUCAAGCUUCCUUUGUGGCCAAGUCUGUUGGCAAAUUUAGCUUUCAAUGCGGUCUUGUAGCUGGUAUUUUUACCAUGACUCAUUGUGGGAUUCAAAGAUAUCGAGGACGUAAUGAUUGGGUAAAUGCUUUGGUUGCUGGUGCUGCAGCAGGGGCAGUUGUUGCGGCUGGGACAAGAAGCUGGACUAAUGUUAUUGGGACCGCAGGCCUGGUAUCCGCCUUUAGCGUGGCUGCUAACUACUCCAAAACAACUUGAAUACAUUGCCGUGCUGGCAACAAUCUCAGGUAUAGUCAUUGAGGAAGGAAGAUGAUCCUAAUUUUUGUGGGUGUUCUUAUAUCAAACGCAUAUUGUUCUUCCCAAGAAUAUUUCAAAGUUACUUUCCGAGUAUUGUGAUUUCGGCUUGAAUCUCAGGUAUAGUCACUGAGGAAGGAAGAUGAUCCUAAUUUUUGUGGGUGCUCUUAUAUCAAGCACAUAUAUUGCCUCCUUACUCUUCUAUUCUUCCCAAGAAUAUGUCAAAAGUUAUUUUCUCGAGUAUCGUGAUUUUGAUUCAAAUCUCAGGUAUAGUCAUCGAGGAAGGAGGAUGAUCCUAAUUUUCAUGGGUGUUCUUAUAUCACCUCCUUACUCUUUUGUACUUCCCAAGAAUAUGUCGAAGUUAUUUUUUCGAGUAUCGUGAUGAUUUUGACUCGAAUCCCUCUCUAGUCUUUACCUUUUCUUUCUUGCUAACUGUUUUCUCUCGACUCGAAGGUUGUUGGAAGGUGGGUAAUUGCCUCCUUAUCAUUAAAAGGAGAGAUUUUGAAGAAUCCAAAAGGACUUAAUCCUGA